AACUUUCCAAACUUGACAAUAUAGUUGGGAGUAGAGUAGCACUAGACUGACUGAGGAGGAUAAGCCACGAUGACAAGAUCGAAACAAGGCUUUGUUUUUACUACGUUAUUAUUAUUAUUGUUAACGCUUCUGACAUGUCACGGCGUUUUCUGUCACCGGCCGACGGCGGCGGCCACCGCCGGCCGCAUUGUAAGACGCAGCAUGCUGGCCAAUGGCCUCGGCCUCACUCCUCCCAUGGGAUGGAGCAGUUGGAAUCAUUUUGGUUGCAAUAUCGAUGAGAAAAUCAUAAAAGAAACCGCUGAUGCUCUGGUUUCAACUGGUCUUGCUAAGUUUGGGUAUAAAUAUGUCAAUAUAGAUGAUUGCUGGGCCGAAAUCAAUCGCGAUGACCAGGGUAAUCUGAUGCCUAAGAAUUCAACAUUUCCCUCCGGCAUUAAAGCUCUUGCAGAUUAUGUGCACAGUAAGGGUCUCAAGCUGGGAAUCUACUCAAGUGCAGGAUAUUUUACAUGCAGCAACAAAAUGCCAGGCUCUCUAGGCCGGGAAGAGCAAGAUGCUAAAACUUUUGGAUAUUGGGGUAUAGAUUAUUUGAAGUAUGAUAACUGUAACCAUGAUGGGUCUAAGCCAACUGUGAGAUUUCCUGUUAUGACCGGAGCUUUAAUGAAGGCAGGACGUCCAAUCUACUACAGUCUAUGUGAAUGGGGAGAUAUGCACCCCGCCCUAUGGGGUAGUAAGGUGGGAAACAGCUGGAGAAACACGAAUGAUAUUACUGAUACAUGGGAAAGCAUGGUAACAAGGGCAGACGAGAACGAAGUUUAUGCUGACUAUGCAAGGCCUGGUGGUUGGAACGAUCCGGACAUGCUUGAAGUUGGAAACGGUGGAAUGACAAAGGAUGAAUAUAUAGUCCACUUUAGCUUAUGGGCCAUUUCCAAGGCUCCUCUUAUUAUUGGCUGUGAUGUGAGAACUGCUACAAAAGAGACACUGGAAAUUCUUACAAACAAGGAGGUGAUUGCUGUGAACAAAGAUCGACUUGGUGUUCAGGCUAAAAAAGUUAGAAAGGAAGGCGACGUUGAGAUCUGGGCAGGGCCCCUUUCGGGGUACCGAGUAGGUGUAGUCCUUUUGAAUCGAGGCCCCUUGCGAUAUGAGAUAACAGCGGAGUGGGAUGACAUUGGAAUUCCUCUCAAAACCACUGCAAUUGCAAGAGACCUCUGGGAGCACAAGACUUUGAAGACAAGAUUCGUGGGGAACUUGACAGCCACUGUAAAUCCUCACUCUUGCAAGAUGUACAUUUUGAAGCCUGUUGCUUAGCCAGCCAUGAUAGAAUAGUUUUUCAAUAUGGUUUUAGAUCAUCAAUAAAUUUGACAAGUCAAGGGACUACUACAAUGAUCAUCAAUAAAUUUGACAAGUCAAGGGACUACCAAAAAUAAUAGUGACUAUUUUCAUUCAA
Messenger RNA from Ipomoea nil (Japanese morning glory), 1441 nucleotides. Its product is annotated as alpha-galactosidase 1-like. Gene Ontology annotation, biological process: carbohydrate metabolic process. The coding region runs from base 70 to 1302 and encodes 410 amino acids. The transcript is spliced from 15 exons. Gene Ontology annotation, molecular function: hydrolase activity, hydrolyzing O-glycosyl compounds. NCBI's taxonomy places the organism in Eukaryota, Viridiplantae, Streptophyta, Magnoliopsida, Solanales, Convolvulaceae. The record is from RefSeq and is a predicted model, not a curated record.